Molecule: messenger RNA, 5844 nt
Organism: Closterium sp. NIES-65
Lineage: Eukaryota; Viridiplantae; Streptophyta; Zygnematophyceae; Desmidiales; Closteriaceae
Source: the annotation of a GenBank genome assembly
AUGAGCUGUCGUCGGCCGUCGAUAAGAAAGAAACCGUUGGAUAAGAAAGAAACCGUUGCAUGCAAUGCAUUCUGUGGAGUCUCUUACUCUGCAAAAGCCGCUGCUGCUCCAUGUGGUGGUAGAGGGGUGUGCGUUCCAGGCGAGGUUACCCUGGCCCCAACCUGCCUGUGCAAUGCGGGGUACAUCCAAUCUGGAAGUCUCAGCUGCGUGGCUGAAGGGCAGGCGGCGAGGUGUGGAGUGCAGCUCGCCUUCCGGGCCAACUUCACCUUCUCCCUAUCCCCUCAAUCCGGCCGUGUUGGUAACAACGGCUUCGCCUUCGUCGUCUCGGCAACGGACUGGGUGGGGAAUGGAUCUGGUGUCGGGUAUGGUGGCAUGGACAGCCGCAGCAUGGCGGUUGAAUUCGACACCACGGUGGACAAGCUGCAUGGCGACAUGAGCAGCCCGCACGUGGGGCUGAACAUUCAAGGCCAGGACCAGUCAAUAGCCGCUGUGAAGUCGCCGUUUCAGCUGACCAACAGAAAGGCAUACACGGCGUGGGUGGACUAUGAGCCUGGGGAGCCCGGCACCAUCCAGGUGUUCCUGGCUGCCACGGAGGUGAAGCCAGCUCAGCCGCUGCUGGAGAGGAGGCUGGCGCUGUGUGAGGUGCUACAGGCUGGGGCAGAGCACCAGGCGUUCUACUUUGGCUUCGUGGCGUCCACCACUGUGAAGCCGUUCCAGAUGCAUCUCAUUCUCAAGUCGGCAGUUCACAGUGCUCCACGCAAGCCGGUAGACAUCAUUCCAGGUGAACAGUCCCUUUCCAGGAAAACAUUUCUCCCUCUGCUUCAGCGAUCUAUGCCUGUAUGCCCCUCUUUGCUGCCAUUCAGUCUCUUUCUCCGUCACUCCCUGGUGACUGUAAACCAAUAUUCAAACAGAACAGCACAUGCAAGCACCGACAUCCUCCCCAUCGCCUCUCCUUCCUCUUCUCAAACCCACGUUGCUUUGCCCUGCUCAGCCUUUGGUCUGACUCUCUCUGGGGCAUCGUAUGCGCCAGUGGGUGCCAGUCCCUUUAUGCGCUACAUGAGUGCGGACUAUCUAGUGUUGGCCAACCAGCAGAGUGCAUGGCAAGUCAGCGGCUCCCACUCCUGGGACUCCAUGCCCUUCCUUGGCUGGCCGGUCAAGAACCAGAAGGACUGCAGUGCGAGUUGGGCGUAUGCGGUGGUGGCGAGUGUGGAGGCAGCGUACGGCAUUGCGCUGAACAGUGAGGCGCCACGGCUGUCAGUGGACUCACUCUUUGCAGCCAUGGGGCUCACCUCCCUCACUGCCAAGUGCAUGGCAGGCGGCUCUCCUGCCGCCGCCUUUGAAAGUCUUAUCACUCUGCCCAGUGGUGGACUCACAACAGACAGCAAGCCGGGAUUUGAGCGCACGCGGUUCAAGGGUUAUGUGGGGCUCAUGCUGGCAGUUCGGCGGCAGCCAGUGGUGGUUCACAUCGAAGCCUCUGCAGCCACGUUUGUACAAUAUGACGGGACCUUCAAGUACCAGGAUCCUGCCUGCUACACUGGCAACCUGGACCAUGCUGUACUCGUUGUUGGGUACCUCCUUUUCACAAAUAAUGACCGCCAAAGCCAAAUUGCUCCACCGUUCUGGAUCAUCCGCAACUCGUGGGGAGUGGAGUGGGGAGACAGAGGCCACAUGCGCAUGGACAUUCAGGGAGGGGUUGGCGUGUGUGGCAUCAACAUGCUGCCUGGCAUUUACCCCAUUGUGAAGAGUGAGGAAUCAACCCCAUUGUCAGGAGUGAAGAAUGCAUCACAUUGCCAAUCGUUUCUGUUUGCAACAUUAUGUAUACUGUCCGUGUUUCCUCAGCAGGCAGAGAAAGCUUCACAGUUAUGGAUUCAGCCCACUCACGUGUUCACACAUGCCACCUCCUCUGUGCUUUCCACCACCCUUCCAGUUCCCAAGGAUCCCAACCCCUGCGCUGUGGGGACAUGCAUCAAUGAUGGCAAGGGCGCCUACUCCUGCAUCUGCCCUCCCAACUACGUUGGCAGCAUAACCGUUGACAACCUCCCCACCUGCGACCCAGCCAAUGUCACAGCCUCCAUGUUGAUAAUCACUGGCGCUAACUGGUGGUGCUCCGAUGUCUUCCCUGUAGCCGGCGUCUCCUUGGCUGGCUUCUCAUCGCAGAACAUGGCCAUUCCAUGCAACCAGAGUUUGCCGCAGGGCAAGGUGAUCAAGCUGGGAGGCACUCCCACCACCCCCUGCACUGCAUUCUUCUAUGCCCUCAAAGGCGACACCUGCUCCUCCAUCGGCGUCCAGCUGGGACUCGCAUCGACUUACCUUGCCUCUCUCAAUCCCGGCCUGGACUGCUUUGAGCCCAUCAAGGCGGGCCGCUCUCUUUGCAUCGAGCGCAACAACACCUUCGCCUUCACCGUCCCUCGCUGCUUGCAGUACGGUAUGCUUUCAGCUCAGGACACGUGCGAGAGCCUGCUGCAGCAGAGCAUGAAUUCAAGUGGGGAGGGGUCGACAGGGGCCGAAGUGGUGACUGCAACCAGCUGGACUGAGCUCUACCGCCCAAAUCCCGGCAUCAUCUGUCCCCGCACUAUCCCUGCCUCUAGUGCCACCAUUGCCAGUGGGGCCAGCACAAAGGUUUGUCUCAAGGCAGACUACGAGUCCAUCAAUGCUUACACUUGCAAGAUUGGCAGGCGUAAGGGUUACCGACGCCCACGCUCACUCCCUCGCCCACGCCAACUCCCUCGCCCACGCUUACUCACCGUCGCCCACGCUAACUCCCUUGCCCACGCUUACACCCUUACGUCGCCCACGCUAACUCCCUUACCGUCGCCCACGCCCUCCCCUUUUCCAUCGCCUUCGCGCAAUCCGUCGAACACGCUCAAUCACUUCCGUCGCCCGCGCUCAAUCACUUCCGUCGCCCACGCUCAAUCACUUCCGUCGCCCACGCUCAAUCACUUCCGUCGCCCACGCUCAAUCACUUCCGUCGCCCACGCUCAAUCUCUUCCCUCCGCCCACGCGCACUCCCUUUCCGUCGCCAUUGCGCAAUCUUCCGUCGCACACGCUCAACCCCGCUCGCCGCACACGGCCGAUUUCCCCCCGUUGCACACAGCCGCUUGCGCUCUCCCUUUUCAUCGCCAACCCGUUCUCCCAAAUCAUGGCCGCACGUCCGCCCUAUUCGUAUCCUCACCCCAUUCCCUCUCCUCCCCAUCCAGCGCAUGCAGCGUACGACAACGCAGAGGAGUAUUUCAAAUGUGCAGCGCCAUCCCACACCUCCCCAUCCCUCCCCUCCCCAUCCCUCCCCUCCCCAUCCCUCCCCUCCCCAUCCCUCCCCUCCGCAUCCCUCACCUCCCCAUCCCUGCUGCUGUCUCUGUAAAUGAUGCGGAAACCCGCCCUCUGUCCCCCUCUCCGUCUCACCAUCCCCGCCACUCCCCUGUCAACACCACCCCAUCCCAUGCCACCAGGGACGGUCGGGGGCGCCGCGACAUCUUGAGAGCCACCAUCUCUGCCUCACCCCAUACCGCCUCAUCCCCUUCCGCCUCAUCCCAUUCCGCCUCAUCCCAUACCGCCUCACCCGUUCCGCCGCACCCCAUUCUACCUCACCCCAUCCCCGCCUCCCCAUCCCUCUUCUCCCCAUCCCUCAUCUCCCCAUCCCUCAUCCCCCCAUCCCUCACCUCCCCAUCCCUCACCUCCUCAUCCCUUAUCUCCCCGUCCCUCCACACCCCAUCUCCUCCACACCCCAUCUCCUCCUCACCCCAUCUCUUCCACACCCCAUCUCCUCCUCACCCCAUCUCCUCCACACCCCAUCUCCUCCUCACCCCAUCUCCUCCUCACCGCAUCUCCUCCUCACCCCAUCUCCUCCACACCCCAUCUCCUCCACACCCCAUCUCCUCCACAUCCCAUCUCCUCCACACCCUAUCUCCUCCUCACCCCAUCUCCUCCUCACCCCAUCUCCUCCUCACCCCAUCUCAUCCACACCCCAUCUCCUCCUCACCCCUCCUCCUCCACACCCCAUCUCCUCCACACCCCAUCUCCUCCACACCCCAUCUCCUCCUCACCCCAUCUCCUCCUCACCCCAUCUCCUCCUCACCCCAUCUCCUCCUCACCCCAUCUCCUCCUCACCCCAUCUCCUCCUCGCCCCAUCUCCUCCACACCGCAUCUCCUCCACACCCCAUCUCCUCCACACCCCAUCUCCUCCACACCCCAUCUCCUCCUCACCCCAUCUCCUUCUCACCCCAUCUCCUCCUCACCCCUCCUCCUCCACACCCCAUCUCCUCCACACUCCAUCUCCUCCUCACACCAUCUCCUCCUCACACCAUCUCCUCCACACCCCAUCUCCUCCUCUCCCUGCCCCCUCUUCUUCCCAUCCCCUCUUGUCAUUCUUUUGCAUGCUUGCUUCCCUGCUACUUCAGCCACGUCACAUCUGACUUCCCGAUGGAGCAAGGGGAGGGGAAACGAGGGCGAUGGACGGGGGAAAGUGAAGUCAACGGGAGUGGAAAAACGAGGUUGACGGGAGGGGGAAAGCGAGGUCGACAGCAGGGAAGGGGAUGGGGGGAAGCAGGGAAGGGGAUGGGGGGAAGCAGGGAAGGGGAUGGGGGGAAGCAAGGAAGGGGAUGGGGGGAAGCAGGGAAGGGGAUGGGGGGAAACAGGGAAGGGGAUGGGGGGAAACAGGGAAGGGGAUGGGGGGAAUCAGGGAAGGGGAUGGGGGGAAGCAAAGAAGGGGAUGGGGGGAAGCAGGGAAGAGGAUGGGGGGAAACAGGGAAGGGGAUGGGGGGAAGCAGGGAAGGGGAUGGGGGAAAGCAGGGAAGGGGAUGGGGGGAAGCAGGGAAGGGGAUGGGGGGAAGCAGAGAAGGGGUUGGGGGAAGCAGGGUAGGGGAUGGGGGGAGGCAGGGGAGGGGACAGGGGGAAGCAGGGAAGGGGAUGGGGGGAAACAGUGAAGGGGAUGGGGGGAAGCAGGGAAGGGGAUGGGGGAAAGCAGGGAAGGGGAUGGGGGGAAACAGGGAAGGGGAUGGGGGGAAACAGGGAAGGGGAUGGGGGGAAUCAGGGAAGGGGAUGGGGGGAAGCAGAGAAGGGGAUGGGGGGAAGCAGGGAAGAGGAUGGGGGGAAACAGGGAAGGGGAUGGGGGGAAGCAGGGAAGGGGAUGGGGGAAAGCAGGGAAGGGGAUGGAGGGAAGCAGGGAAGGGGAUGGGGGGAAGCAGAGAAGGGGUUGGGGGAAGCAGGGUAGGGGAUGGGGGGAGGCAGGGGAGGGGACAGGGGGAAGCAGGGAAGGGGAUGGGGGGAAACAGUGAAGGGGAUGGGGGGAAGCAGGGAAGGGGAUGGGGGGAAGCAGGGAAGGGGAUGAGCGGAAGCAGGGAAGGGGAUAGGGGGAAGCAGGGAAGGGGAUGGGGGGAAUCAGGGAAGGGGAUGGGGGGAAGCAGGGAAGGGGAUGGCGGGAAACAGGGAAGGGGAUGGGGGGAAACAGGGAAGGGGAUGGGGGGAAGCAGAGAAGGGGAUGGGGGGAAGCAGGGAAGAGGAUGGGGGGAAACAGGGAAGGGGAUGGGGGGAAGCAGGGAAGGGGAUGGGGGGAAGCAGGGAAGGGGAUGGGGGGAAGCAGGGAAGGGGAUGGGGGGAAGCAGAGAAGGGGUUGGGGGAAGCAGGGUAGGGAAUGUGGGGAGGCAGGGGAGGGGACAGGGGGAAGCAGGGAAGGGGAUGGGGGGAAGCAAGUCAGAGAAUGGGGGGAAGCAGCGCAGGCGAUACGGCGAAACAGGGAAGAUGGGGGGAAGCAUUGCAGGGGAUAAGGGGAAACAGGGAAGAGGACGUGGGGAGCGGGAGAGAUGCCGGGGAGAGAGCUGGGGGGAGGACGGUGGGGAGCAGGGCAAUUGA